AUGACAGUUGAGAUUGAAGGAGGGGCUUUUAAGCCAUAUGACCAGUUCAUCCUGUUUGGCGACUCCAUCACACAGAGGGGUUGCAACCAAGAACUAGGAUUCGCCUUUCAUGCUGCACUUCAAGAAUCCUACAGUCGGAGAUUGGAUGUGGUCAAUCGUGGCCUAGCUGGAUAUACGACCGCCCACGCCAUCAAAGUCUUUGAGAAUUGCAUCCCACCGCCACAUGUUGCUACCGUGCGCUUGAUGACCAUCUUCUUCGGCGCCAACGAUGCAUGCGUUUCAGGCCACAACCAGCAUGUGCCCGUAGCCCAAUACAAAGAGAACCUGAGUUCAAUCAUCCAGCACCCAGCGACAGUUGCACAGAACCCACGCAUCAUCCUUAUCACUCCUCCUCCCAUCAAUGAAUAUCAACUGGAAGAAUUUGAUGCCGCAAAGGACACCCCGCACCCCAGCCGAACAGCGAGCUCAGCUAGGCUAUAUGCCGUCACUGCACAUGAAGUCGGUUCUACCCUCAAUGUUCCAGUCGUGGACUUAUGGUCAGCAUUUAUGAAACUCACAGGCUGGAGAGAGGGACAGCCAUUGAUUGGCUCUCGUGCUGCUCCGAAUAAUGAGACAUUUGCUGGUCUUUUUACGGAUGGUCUGCAUCUGUCGCCCGCUGGCAACCGGAUAGUUUAUGAUGAGAUUAUAAAGGUCAUUGAAGCCAAUUGGCCGGAUCAGACCCCGCAUAUUCUUCCGAUGGUGUUCCCCUCAUGGGUUGAGGCACCAAAAUAG
Molecule: messenger RNA, 771 nt
Organism: Penicillium manginii
Lineage: Eukaryota; Fungi; Ascomycota; Eurotiomycetes; Eurotiales; Aspergillaceae
Product: SGNH/GDSL hydrolase family protein
Exons: 5
Coding region: 1-771 (256 amino acids)
Source: RefSeq, a predicted model, not a curated record